GUGUUGCGCUGAAAUCGCGGCAAAUAUCUUCGCAAGUACCAAAUUCAAGACACACGGCAUCAAACAUGGCCAACUUUCGAGGUUCACAUUAAGUAUAUUUUACUCGUCUUUGCUCUGAAUACUCCAAUAAAAACCAUAAGUUUCGCGGUUUGUGAUCUCCAUGAUGAAUUAAUUUCCCGCAACUAUGGGAAUUUUCGUAUUUACAAUUUUCUCAAAUCAUUCAUUGAACAUGGCGGGUAUAUCUUGUCAGGUCGAGCGGUCUUUAACUCCAUUCUUUUUUUAGAACGGCAAUACACACGUAAAUGCAAAUUUGAAAAUGCUAUACGACAGAGCGCUACCAGUCGUUUCGUAUCCGCGGACGAUUUAUACCCACAUGUCAGUUUCGUAGUUAAUAAGGUCGUUACCAAAACCUAUAUUGGUGUCAACAAUGAGGUCCUAUCGCUCAGGAGUUCUGCUUUUUCUCGCUUUUGCGAUGAUAGUCUUUUUAUGGCAGUUCCAAAGAAAAAAUUCUGCACAGAGAGUUACUCUUGAGCCUCCCACGUAUGUUAGGAUGAGCCGAGAGAGUACUUUGAUUCCCGAAAAGAAGACCUCUAUCGAAACAGAACCGUUGUUAAUUAUUUUCUGGACAACUGUUUUCGGUAUUGCGCCACACUAUGAGCUUGUAUAUUAUAAUGGGAGUGACUGCCCUGUGGCCUGCCAGGUCACCUCUGACCGUUCUCGAGCCAGAGAGGCAGAUGGGUUCGUGGUGCAUGGCUGGGAUGCAGACAUGAUACCCCCGAAUGGAUCUGUACCAUGGAUAUUUUUUACACAAGAAAACCCGGUGUAUGUUCCCAAAAUGAAAGACGCCAAGUUUAUGUCCAAAUUUAACUUGUUAAUGAGUUACCGUUUAGACUACGAUAUACCCGUCCCAGUUGUUCCCAUGCCUCAGUUGACACCACCACUUCCAUUUAAGGAAAAAACUAAACUUAUUAUGGCAGCAUUUUCAAAUUGCGAGGCUGUGCGGACGGAGUACAUGAGACAAUUGAUGAAUUUUGUGCAGGUCGAUUCUUAUGGAGCCUGUCUAAGGAACAAAAAUGAUCUAGUUAGCCGAGGUGGAUCUAAGAACGGAAAAAACUUCAAAGAAUUGAAGAGUGAAUUAGCCAGACAAUACAAAUUUUUACUGGUAUUUUUUAACGAGGACUGUGAUUAUUUUGUCGAUGAUCAACUAAUCCAUGCCCUGAAUGCAGGCGCAGUUCCCGUGGUAAUGAGUACAGAUAAACUGGACGAGUUCCUGCCCGGCAAUCUUAAACUAUCCGUCAUUAAAGUCCGUGACUUUAAGACUCCAAAAGAUCUUUCAGAUUAUCUUAAGUUCCUUAGCACAAAUGAGACAGAGUAUAACAAGUAUUUGACAUGGAAGUCGGAAGGAAUAGGAAAUUUCACUGGAACCGCUAUUGGAAAUGUUUGGAAACCAAAGUAUCCUAUUUAUUGCCAGCUCUGUAUGGCGCUUUCAGAAGGACGAAUACACGAGGAAGGACUGGCGCCAAUACCGUGUCUGUCAUGUACAACUCAACUGUUGCAAGUCCUCCACGAACUUGGUCAGACUCUUGAUAGUGGCCUCGAAACUGAUGUCAUUUAUCUAGAUUUUUCUAAAGCUUUUGACUCUGUGUGUCAUGCGAAACUUUUGUCAAAGCUUCGCAAGUUUGGAAUUGACGGUUUACUGCCGGACUGGUUUUCGAGUUAUCUCAUUGGGCGACAACAGCGUGUUGUCGUAAAUGUUAGUUUUUCAACCUGGAGUAUAGUUAAGUCAGGUGUUCCACAGGGAUCAAUUUUAGGCCCCGUACUGUUUUUGAUGUUUGAAAAUGACAUGCCGAAUGUUCUAAAGUCCUCGUCUCUAGCUAUGUAUGCUGAUUACUCGAAAUGCUUCAAAACCAUCAAAGCUGCAUCUGAUAUCUGUGACUUCCAAGAUGAUUUAAACCUCCUCUGCAACUGGUCAUCCUUAAACGAACUGUACUUCCAGCCUAUAAAGUGUCACAAUCUGAAAAUAAGCCGAAAGAAAACUAGCUUACAACGUAUAUAUAACCUAAACAAUACCGCGAUAAAUCUUGUCACCAAAGAAAGGGACCUUGGGCUUACAGUCACUAAGGACCUCACAUGGAACCAACAUAUAAUUCAGACUGUCUCUAAAGCUAACAAACUUUUGGGAUUUAUUAAGAGAAAUUGUCAUACAAUUCAAAAUGAAAAAACUUUAACUUUAUUAUACUCUUCUCUGAUAAGAUCGCAUUUUAGUUUCGCUUCACAGGUUUGGGCCCCACAGUCAUAA
Messenger RNA from Stylophora pistillata, 2299 nucleotides. RefSeq names its product GDP-fucose protein O-fucosyltransferase 4. Gene Ontology annotation, cellular component: membrane. The record is from RefSeq and is a predicted model, not a curated record. Lineage: Eukaryota; Metazoa; Cnidaria; Anthozoa; Scleractinia; Pocilloporidae. Gene Ontology annotation, molecular function: alpha-(1->3)-fucosyltransferase activity.